UAAGUCCACAGGGAGCCACUGGAGAGGAGCUAAAGAGCCACAGGUUGCUUACCCCUGCUUUAGGGCAUUUGAAGUUGUCUGUGUGAUAUAAACUUCCGGUUUCUGUCUCUGGGCACUAGUCGUUGGAGAAACAUAUUGCCUUUAAACUCUUCAGCAAACUUUUCAACAUGAAAUGAUGAAAUAUUAACCACACUGGCUGUGGUGCGCAGUGGUCUGUGUGUGUCCAACAGUGCGUUGACCUUUGUCUUGUCUGAAGGUCAGUAAACAGAGAGUCCCCAUGCACAGCACAGGAACAUGGACAUCGCCACAGUAAAUGCUCUUCCUUACGAGGAGUUUGUGAAUAUUUUGGGCAACGUGGUGGAGAAAUGUCCUAUUAUAACAGCUGCCGUGUGGUCGAGGCGACCCUUUGUGAGCUUGACUGCUUUGGAGGCUGAAAUCUGCCAAUUCAUCGAUGCUCUCCCAGAGUCAGGUAAAGAGGGGAUUCUCAGGUGCCACCCGGACCUGGCAGGCAGAGACCUGCAGACCGGAACACUGACCCGGGAGUCCCAGGAGGAGCAGUCUGGAGCCGGGAUGGACCUGCUGGACUCCUCUGAAGCAGCUCGCAUGGCUCGGCUCAACGAGGACUACAAGGAGCGCUUCGGCUUUCCGUUCGUCAUCUGCGCGCGGAUGAACGACAAGGCCAACAUCUUACUGCAGCUCUCCGAGCGCUGCAGGAACGAGCGCCAGGUGGAGAGGGCGCGCGGCAUCCAGGAGGUGAAGAAGAUAUGUCACCUGCGUCUUCAAGGUCUCGUGCUCCCUGAUGCUCCGAACAAGUUAUGAACCAAAAUUACUGGAGUUUAAAUAUUGGAUUUCUUCUCCUGCAUGUGCCAGUUUAAAGGUCCCAUAUUAUGCUCAUUUUCAGGUACAUAUUUGUAUUUUGUGUUUCUUCUAGAACAUGUUUACAUGCUGUAAUAUUAAAAAAAAAACUUUAUUUUCCUCA
Messenger RNA from Sebastes umbrosus (honeycomb rockfish), 979 nucleotides. It is a transcript of the gene urad, whose product is annotated as ureidoimidazoline (2-oxo-4-hydroxy-4-carboxy-5-) decarboxylase. Bases 295 to 819 code for a protein of 174 amino acids. The record is from RefSeq and is a predicted model, not a curated record. Lineage: Eukaryota; Metazoa; Chordata; Actinopteri; Perciformes; Sebastidae. The transcript has 2 exons. Gene Ontology annotation, molecular function: carboxy-lyase activity. Gene Ontology annotation, biological process: allantoin metabolic process.